Messenger RNA from Ylistrum balloti, 741 nucleotides. Its product is annotated as protein ABHD11-like. The record is from RefSeq and is a predicted model, not a curated record. Bases 1 to 741 code for a protein of 246 amino acids. Lineage: Eukaryota; Metazoa; Mollusca; Bivalvia; Pectinida; Pectinidae. The transcript has a single exon.
AUGCAUAUGCGAGUGCUUGCUAAAAAUUUGCAUGCACAGCUACAUCCCGUACUCUUCGAUCUCCCUAAUCAUGGGAGUUCUCCUUGGGUUUCUCCUGGAGACUUUAUUGGCACACAGAGCAUAGUAGAGGCAAGCAUAGACGCAGAAUGUAGUGCUAUGGGCUUAGCAAGGGAUAGUAAAAUACAUCUCGUAGGGCAUUCUUUAGGGGGAAAGUAUGCUAUGAUAUACGCCCUGCAAAACCCACAGCGAGUAGCAACUCUUGUGGUCCUGGAUAUAGCACCUAUGACUUACCCAGCAAUCAAUACACGUUAUUUUGAUGCCUACCGAAACGCAUUUGCACAGCAUCCGCAUAACAGAAAGGAAUAUGUAGAGCACCUUCAUCAAAAUGUACAGCAGAAGGAAAUUGCAUUUACUUUGUCUAAAAAUGUCUACCAAGAUGAGAAGGGGGAUAUUCGUUUAUACUGUAACUUAGACGAAAUCGAAAAACAGCAUGAUGCGCUGCGCUCAUUUCCCUCUGCUUACGACGUAAAACGCUACGAUGGUCCGACGCUGUUUGUUCGUGCAGAGCAUACAGAGUAUUUUCCAGAUAACGCAGAGCAGUAUAUACAGCGUUAUUUUACCCAGUACUCCAUAGCACAGAUCGAAGGGUCAACGCAUUUUCUACAUAUUGAUAGUGUACAGUUGGUGUCUCAGCAGCUGAAUGCACUGUAUACACAAUACAUAGCACGUAAAGAGGAAUAA